Falco peregrinus (peregrine falcon) is the source of this 3363-nucleotide messenger RNA. RefSeq names its product synaptic Ras GTPase activating protein 1 (gene SYNGAP1). Gene Ontology annotation, biological process: regulation of GTPase activity. Lineage: Eukaryota; Metazoa; Chordata; Aves; Falconiformes; Falconidae. The record is from RefSeq and is a predicted model, not a curated record.
CCCGGCUGAUGCAGAGCUUCAAGGAGUCGCAUUCCCACGAGUCGCUGCUGAGCCCCAGCAGCGCGGCCGAGGCGCUGGAGCUCAACCUGGAUGAGGACUCCAUCAUCAAGGCCGUCCACAGCAGCAUCCUGGGCCAGGAAUUCUGCUUCGAGGUGACCACGGCCUCGGGGACCAAGUGCUUUGCCUGCCGCUCGGCUGCUGAGAGGGACAAGUGGAUCGAGAAUCUGCAGAGGGCGGUGAAGCCCAACAAGGACAACAGCCGGCGGGUGGACAAUGUCCUGAAGCUGUGGGUGAUCGAGGCGCGAGACCUUCCCCCCAAGAAACGCUACUACUGCGAGCUCUGCCUGGACGACAUGCUCUACGCCCGCACCACCAGCAAGGCGCGCACCGACAACGUCUUCUGGGGAGAACAUUUUGAGUUCAACAACCUGCCGGCCGUCCGCACCAUCCGCCUGCACCUCUACAAGGACACCGACAAGAAACGCAAGAAGGACAAGAGUAACUACGUGGGGAUGGUGAGCAUCCCCAUCGCCAGCGUCACCGGGCGGCACUUCGCCGAGCAGUGGUACCCGCUCAGUCAACCCAGCGGCAGCAAGAGCAAGGCGGGUUGUCCGGCGCUCCGCGUCAAGAGUCGCUUCCAGACCAUGAGCAUCCUCCCCAUGGAGCUCUACAAGGAGUUUGCCGAGUACGUCACCAAUAAUUACCGGAUGCUUUGCGCCGUCCUGGAGCCCGUGCUCAGCGUCAAGAGCAAGGAGGAGGUGGCCUGCGCGUUGGUGCACAUCUUGCAGAGCACCGGCAAGGCUAAGGACUUCCUGUCGGACAUGGCCAUGACGGAGGUGGAUCGCUUCAUGGACCGGGAGCACCUGAUCUUCCGGGAAAACACCCUCGCCACGAAAGCCAUAGAGGAGUACCUGAAACUCAUCGGCCAGAAAUACCUCAAGGAUGCCAUUGGCGAGUUCAUCCGGGCGCUGUACGAGUCGGAGGAGAACUGCGAGGUCGACCCCAUGAAGUGCUCGGCCUCCACCUUGGCCGACCACCAGGCCAACCUCCGCAUGUGCUGCGAGCUCGCCCUCUGCAAGGUGGUCAACUCGCACUGCGUGUUCCCACGGGAGCUGAAGGAGGUCUUCGCCUCGUGGCGGCUGCGAUGCGCCGAGCGGGGUCGCGAGGACAUCGCCGACCGGUUGAUCAGCGCCUCGCUCUUCCUGCGGUUCCUCUGCCCUGCCGUGAUGUCCCCCAGCCUCUUCGGCCUCAUGCAGGAGUACCCCGACGAGCAGACCGCCCGCACCCUCACCCUCAUCGCCAAGGUCAUCCAGAACCUGGCCAACUUCACCAAGUUUGGCAGCAAGGAGGAGUACAUGGCCUUCAUGAACGAGUUCCUGGAGCUGGAGUGGACCAGCAUGCAGCAGUUCCUCUACGAGAUCUCCAACCUGGACACCCUCACCAACAGCACCAGCUUCGAGGGCUACAUCGACCUGGGCCGCGAGCUCUCCACCCUGCACGCCCUCCUCUGGGAGGUCAUGUCCCAGCUCAGCAAGGAGGCCCUGCUGAAGCUGGGCCCACUGCCCCGGCUGCUGCGGGACAUCAGCGUGGCCCUGCGCAACCCCCACCUGCAGCGGCAGCCGAGCCAGGGGGAGCGGCUGCCCCCCAAGGGGCUGGUGCUGCGGGGACCCUCGGCUGACCUCCCCUACCUCGUCCGUGACCUCAACAGCUCUGUUGACCUCCAGUCCUACAUGGUGCGGGGCCUCAACAGCUCCAUGGAGGUGCCCCGCCUGCCCUCCCCGCCGCAGGAGAAGGUGGCCGCAGGAGGUGCUGGUCCUGAGCCCGCCCCCCCCCUGGCCCGCUCCUCCCCCGCCUACUGCACCAGCAGCUCCGACCUGACGGAGCCCGAGGGGGGCGGGGGGCUCUGGGGGGUGGGCAAGAGCGUCUCCAUGCUGGACCUUCAAGACGGCCGCGUUGACAGCGUCCCGAGUUUGCCCGCCGAGCUGCUCGCCGCCGGUGGUCCAGCCCCGGGGGGGGCCGGAGGGGGGCUGCGUCCCGGCCGCCUCUCGCAGGGCAGCGCCUCCAGCCUGGCCCCCCCUCGGUUGGGGGUACCCGAACCGGGGGGGCCGCAGUUGCGGGUCCCCCUUUCCUUCCAGAACCCUCUUUUUCAUUUGGCGGCCGACGGACCCUUGCGAGGACCCGAGCCGGGGGGUGAGGGCCCUUCGCCCCCCCCCCUGCACGGGUACAGCAAGAGCGAGGAGCUGGCGGCGCCCCCCCCCAAGCACAUCACCCACAGCCACAGCUACAGCGACGAGUUCCGCCUCCGGCCGGGGGGGGACUUCGGCCGGCGGCAGCUCUCCCUGCAGGGACACCUGGCCCCCCCCCAGAUCACCAUCGGGGCCCCCCCACCCCCCACCCCUCGGGGGGCUCGGGCGGGGAAAGGUGGGGGGGCAGGGCAGGGGGCCCUAGGGGUGCCCCCCAAACCCCGGCCGGCCAGCGGGAACCUGCUGGCGUCCCCCGAACCGGCUUACGGACCCCCCCGCCCCCGGCAGCCCUCCCUGGCCAAGGAGGCGUCGGUGGGAGGGGAUGGGGGGAUGGGGGAUGGGGGACAUGGGGGCAUGGGACCGAGCUUGUCCUUGUGCCCCUCCCCCCAGGCCUCGCAGACGCCGUCGACGCUGAACCCGGUGAUGCCGGCGGCGGAGCGCACGGUGGCCUGGGUGUCCAACAUGCCGCACCUCUCGGCCGACAUCGAGAGCUCCCACAUCGAGCGCGAGGAGUACAAGCUCAAGGAGUACUCCAAGUCCAUGGACGAGAGCCGGCUGGACCGGGUGAAGGAGUACGAGGAGGAGAUCCACUCGCUGAAGGAGCGGCUGCACAUGUCCAACCGCAAGCUGGAGGAGUACGAGCGGCGCCUGGUGUCGCAGGAGGAGCAGACGAGCCGCAUCCUGCUGCAGUACCAGCACCGCCUGGAGCAGAGCGAGAAGCGCCUGCGGCAGCAGCAGGCGGAGAAGGACUCCCAGAUCAAGAGCAUCAUCGGCAGGCUGAUGCUGGUGGAGCAGGAGCUGCGCAGGGAUCACUUGGGCGCCCACGACCCCCCCGAGGGCCGGCGGCGGCUGCUCGACGCUCAGGAGAGGCAGCUUUCCGCCGUGGGUGCAGCAGGACCCGGGGCUGUGAGCUGGGCCGGGGGGGUCCCCGUGCGACCCCCGCCUCCGCCCCCCGCCACCCCCGAUCACGGCCAACGGCGAGCUGCGCGGCCCCGCUGCUGAGCACUAGCCCCCGCCCCGGGGGCCACCGGGACCCCCCCCCCAACCCCCCCGCCCCCGGGGCUGGCGGUGGCACCCGGCGACCCCCGGGGAAGAGGAGGCUGGGGGGAGGGGGAGGGGG